CACAACAUCCCCAUUACUCAAGAGUCACAGUAUCCAGCUUGUGCUCCACAAUCUCUUCCUCUUUUCCUUCCUUCCUUAAAUUCUUGUAAUUAGUUUAUAUCCAAAUUCGACAUGACAUACUAUCUAAGCUUGGUCGCUUACUAUAUCUACUUCAACUCCGCCAAAGUUGCCUACCUUGCCUCCUUGCUCGCCCUCUCCCUCUUUUACGUCGUCUUGGGAAGCGCCGGCGAUCGCCAUGCACCAGCGCCGCCGCCAAUCGCCGCCGGCGGUUGGCGUUUUGUCGACCAGCAACAGCUUAGAAAUCUGGCCGCCCUUUACUUGCAACUCGACGACGGCUUCAACCCAUCUCAACUCAACCACCAGAACUCCAACCACACAUAUUACGGCCAGCUGCCGUCCACCGCCGCCGCCGCCGGAGGAGUCGCCGGUUAUUGAUACUUUAAGUUACCCUAUUUUGCUGUUGGCUGGCGCUACGUGCUCUGCCUUUCCUUCUUUUGUUGUGGCUCCAAAUUUUCAUGUAAUUAACGAGUUAUUUUAACAACCAAUAGUUAUAAAUGACAAUUAAAUAAGUUGAAAAAGAUAUCAAUCAAACUACAAUAAAUUCAUAAUUGUAAAAUAAUACCAAAUAAGUCACUGACAGAAAUAUUUUGUAUUUAAAUCGUGAUUCAACCAUUUUAUAAUGGUAAAAUCCUAUAUCUAUAUGUGUUUGGUAUGCGUUUUUAUCUAUGAGACCUAGGUUUAGCAAAUAAUAAACCAAACCUUUCUUUUUUUUCCUCCUAAUUUUUUUUUGCACCGAGGCCUGACAAAAAUUUCAACGGGACAGUUGUUAGGCGAGCCAAACAAGUGGGCUUUGAACUAAAACCAGCACUGACGU
This is a messenger RNA of Linum trigynum, 874 nucleotides long. The record is from the annotation of a GenBank genome assembly. Lineage: Eukaryota; Viridiplantae; Streptophyta; Magnoliopsida; Malpighiales; Linaceae.